GGCGAUAAUCCGAAUCUGUACUUCCGAAACGACGACGUAAUCUUGUGCGUUUUGCCGCUCUUCCAUAUUUACUCGCUGAAUUCCGUUCUCCUCUGCGGAUUGCGCGCCGGCGCCACCAUUCUGAUUUUGCCUAAAUUUGAGAUCGCUUCUCUGCUUCAAUUGGUACAGAAAUACAGAGUGUCCAUCGCGCCGGUGGUUCCGCCGAUCGUUCUCGCCAUCGCGAAGUCGCCGGACCUCGAUAAAUACGACCUUUCUUCCAUCAGAGUUCUGAAAUCCGGCGGCGCUCCGCUCGGGAAGGAGCUUGAAGAUACCGUGAGAGCUAAGUUUCCGAAGGCAGUGCUCGGCCAGGGAUACGGAAUGACAGAGGCCGGCCCGGUGCUAACCAUGGGUUUGGCGUUUGCAAAAGAGCCGUUUCCGAUGAAGCCAGGUGCCUGCGGCACCGUCGUCCGGAACGCCGAGAUGAAGAUCGUCGACACCGAGAACGGCGCCUCACUUCCCCGAAACACGCCGGGAGAGAUCUGCAUCAGAGGCGAUCAAAUCAUGAAAGGCUAUCUGAACAAUCCGGAGGCGACGGUGGCCACCAUAGACGCCGACGGAUGGUUGCACACCGGCGACAUCGGCUUCAUCGACGACGACGACGAGCUUUUCAUCGUCGAUCGGUUGAAGGAAUUGAUCAAGUACAAGGGAUUCCAAGUCGCGCCGGCGGAACUCGAGGCUCUGUUGCUCACUCAUACGGUCAUCACCGAUGCCGCCGUUGUCCCAAUGAAAGAUGAACAAGCUGGAGAGGUUCCGGUUGCGUUUGUGGUGAAAUCGAAGAGUUCUGAAGUCACUGAAGAUGAAAUUAAACAAUUUAUAUCAAAACAGGUGGUGUUCUACAAGAGAAUCAACCGGGUGUUUUUCAUUGACGCAAUUCCCAAAUCGCCCUCCGGCAAGAUCUUGAGGAAGGAGUUGAGGGCAAAAUUGGCAGAUGUUUCUCCUAAUUCUAAAUAAUUCCCUAUUUCUCUCUCUGAAGUUUUUAUUUUGCUCCAUAUAAUGUACUCUACCUGUUUAAACCUCUUCAAAUAUCUCAAUAUAUACUAAGAAAAGUUAUAAGAUCUAAUUUCAACUUUA
Molecule: messenger RNA, 1110 nt
Organism: Momordica charantia (bitter melon)
Lineage: Eukaryota; Viridiplantae; Streptophyta; Magnoliopsida; Cucurbitales; Cucurbitaceae
Product: 4-coumarate--CoA ligase 1
Molecular function (GO): CoA-ligase activity
Source: RefSeq, a predicted model, not a curated record